Messenger RNA from Drosophila ficusphila, 9711 nucleotides. RefSeq names its product papilin (gene Ppn). The record is from RefSeq and is a predicted model, not a curated record. Gene Ontology annotation, biological process: extracellular matrix organization. The coding region runs from base 359 to 9232 and encodes 2957 amino acids. The transcript is spliced from 18 exons. Gene Ontology annotation, cellular component: extracellular region; extracellular matrix. Lineage: Eukaryota; Metazoa; Arthropoda; Insecta; Diptera; Drosophilidae. Gene Ontology annotation, molecular function: metalloendopeptidase activity; serine-type endopeptidase inhibitor activity.
AGAAUUAGAGCGAUCGCGAACGACCCACUCGAUCAGUUGCUGGCGUGCGGUCUUACCCUUCGGAUGUGUGUCGAUCGAGACGGAGAGUUCGACUUCCAGGAUAAUACGCGAGUGGUUAUGUCCUGCGGCAAUGCGCAGGCGCAAAGUGCCGAAUAGAAUCUGAUUUUAAAGUGACAACAGAGUGCCAUAGUGCCAGAUAAUUAAAACUCAAGUGCUGUCGUUGGUUCGUUCGAGUGUUGGCCACUCAACAGGGACAAGGCGGUGCGAUACGAAACGAUACACACGAAAUAUUCGAGUGGCUGCCGCGAAGUGAGAGGCGACGAUUAUUGUGCGGGGUCCUCAGCAAGGAGCCUGCAAAAUGGAUUUAUCGAGGCGGUUGUGCUCAACUGCCUUGGUAGCAUUCAUUGUUCUGGCCGGCAUCCACGAUUCCCAAAGUAGAUUCCCGGGACUAAGACAAAAAAGACAAUAUGGCGCGAACAUGUACUUGCCGGAGAGCUCGGUGACGCCCGGUGGCGAGGGGGACGACCCCAACGAGUGGUCCAUGUGGAGCACGCCCUCGGAUUGUUCCCGGACUUGCGGCGGAGGAGUUUCCUACCAGACUCGCGAGUGUCUGCGCAGAGAUGACUAUGGCGAGGCAGUUUGCAGCGGCGGCAGUCGUCGGUACUUCUCCUGCAACACUCAAGACUGCCCGGAGGAGGAGCCGGACUUCCGGGCGCAGCAGUGCUCCCGCUUCGACAACCAGAAGUUUGACGGCGUCCUGCACGAGUGGGUGCCGUACACGAACGCGCCCAAUCCCUGCGAGCUGAACUGCAUGCCCAAGGGCGAGCGGUUCUACUACCGCCAGAGGGAGACCGUUGUGGACGGAACCCGGUGCAACGACAAGGACCUCGACGUCUGCGUGAACGGGGAGUGCAUGCCCGUGGGCUGCGACAUGAUGCUGGGCAGCGACGCCAAGGAGGACAAGUGCCGCAAGUGCGGCGGCGAUGGCAGCACCUGCAAGACCAUCCGCAACACCAUCAACACCAAGGACCUGGCCCCCGGCUAUAACGACCUGCUGCUCCUGCCGCAGGGCGCCACCAACAUUCGUGUCGAGGAGACGCAGCCCUCUAGCAACUAUCUGGCCUGCCGCAACCACAGCGGUCACUUCUACCUGAACGGCGACUGGCGCAUCGACUUCCCGCGCCCCAUGUUCUUCGCCAACUCGUGGUGGAACUACCAACGCAAGCCAAUGGGCUUCGCGGCCCCCGAUCAACUGACCUGCAGCGGCCCCAUUUCGGAGAGCAUCUUCGUCGUGAUGUUGGUGCAGGAGAGGAACAUCAGCCUCGACUACGAGUACAGCAUCCCGGAGUCGCUCAGUCACUCGCAGGAGGACACGCACACGUGGACGCACCACCAGUUCAGUCCCUGCAGUGCUUCCUGCGGCGGUGGCACCCAGAGCCGAGUGGUGACCUGCAACAACCGCAUCACUUUGGCGGAAGUUAAUCCUAAGCUGUGUGACGAGAAGUCCAAGCCCGUCGAAGAGCAGGCCUGCGGAACUGAGCCCUGUGCUCCCCACUGGGUGGAGGGAGAAUGGUCCAAGUGCUCCAAGGGUUGCGGAUCGGACGGCACCCAAAAUAGGACCGUCACCUGCGAGCGAAUCUCGUCGUCAGGCGAGCAUACGGUUGAAGAAGAUGCAGUUUGCCUGAAGGAGGUUGGUAACAAACCGGCCACCGUUCAGGAGUGCAAUCGCGACGUCAAGAACUGCCCCAAAUACCACCUGGGACCGUGGACACCAUGCGAUAAGCUCUGCGGUGAGGGAAAGCAGACGCGCAAGGUAACCUGCUUCAUCGAGGAGAAUGGACGCAAGCGAGUUCUGCCCGAAGAGGAUUGCGUGGAGGAGAAACCGGAGGUGGAGAAGACCUGCCUUUUGGCGCCUUGCGAGGGCGUUGAUUGGAUUAUCUCCCAAUGGAGCGGGUGUAAUGCCUGUGGUCAAACCACUGAGACUAGAACCGCCAUCUGUGGCAACAAGGAGGGUAAGGUGUAUCCGGAGAAGUUCUGCGAACCGGAGGUACCCACCCUAUCUCGACCAUGCAAGUCGCCCAAGUGCCAGGCGCAGUGGUUCUCCUCGGAAUGGAGCAAGUGCUCCGCUCCAUGCGGAAAGGGCGUUCAAUCUCGCAUUGUCAUCUGCGGAGUAUUCGAUGGCAAGACGGUGACACCAGCCAGUGAUGACUCACAGUGCGAUCAGAAAUCAAAACCAGAGGCUGAACAGGACUGCGAGGGCGAGGAAAAGGAAUGUCCUGGCGAAUGGUUCACUGGACCUUGGGGGAAGUGCAGUAAGCCUUGUGGAGGUGGUGAGCGAGUCCGUGAGGUCCUCUGCCUGGCCAAUGGAACCAAAUCUGUAAACUGCGACGAGGACAAGGUAGAAUCUCUCUCCGAAAAAUGCAAUCCAGAAGCCUGCACUGAAGACGAGAUUUUGCCCUUGACAAACACCGAUAAGCCAAUCGAAGAUGAUGAGGAGGAGUGCGAUGAAGAGGGCAUCGAAUUGAUCAGCGACAACUUGCCAGAACUUGACAAGAAUGCUGACAUUAUCGAUUUCGAUGAUACAUCGAAGACUGAAACCACACCUGAGGCUGAGGAACUAAUGCAAAGCGACAGCCCGUCCACCUACGAUUCUACUCUUACCACAGUUGAAGGAUCGGGAGAUGAGACGGACACAACUACCGACAGUGGAAUUUCCACUGAAGGAAGUGGUGAUGACGAGGACACUUCCGAUGCUUCCACCGAUCUGUCCAGCUCAACGGCAGCCGACUCUAGCUCCAGUGAUUCGAGCCCCAGUGAUUCCACCUCUAGUGAUACCACCUCUAGUGAUUUCACCUCGAGUGAUUCCACCUCUAGCGAUUCUACCUCUAGCGAUUCAAGCUCAAGCUCAAGCGAUGCGACCUCUGAAGCCCCGUCGUCCUCUGUGUCCGAUUCAAGUGAUUCUACGGAUAGUUCUACAGAAUCCACAGCGGUCUCUGAUGGUUCAUCUGACGCUUCGAGAUCGACAGACGCGUCCUCAUCGGACUCAACUGAUGUUACUAGCUCCACAGAUUCUUCAAGCUCAACUGAUGCCUCAGACUCUACCCCAAGUGGCUCUACGGAAAGCUCUAGCUCGACUGAUGCCUCAACUGACUCCUCCGACAAAUCAUCGGAUGUCAGUGAAUCUUCCACAGAGGCUUCGUCUUCAUCCGUGUCAGAUUCUAGUGAUAAUACCGAUAGCACUACAAGUGGCGUAUCCAGCUCAACGGAGAGUUCCUCGGACAGUACUUCUAGUGCCACAUCCGACUCGACACAAUCAUCAGAUUCUACUGAAUCCACAUCGGAUGUUACAACCGAAAGCACUCCUGAGUCUUCCACUGAUACUACAGAGUCUUCAACCUUGGAUGCAUCAUCAACCACCGACGCAUCUUCAACCAGCGACGCAUCGUCUUCAUCCGAAAGUUCCACUGAAAAUUCGGCUUCCUCUUCUACGUCCAGUUCGGAAGCCACCGAAUCCACUGGACUGUCAAGCGAUGCAUCAACGACAGAUGCUACGACUGUUGAGGGUUCUACUGAAACCUCUACGGAUGGUACUUCUGAUGGGUCUACUGAUGCAUCCACAGAUGGUUCAUCCGAUAGUUCCACUGAUGCCUCUACAGAUGGGUCUUCUGAUGGCUCUACGGAUAGCUCUACUGAAGUCUCUUCUGAAGCUACAGACACUACAUUGUCUACUGAUUCAUCCGGAUCCACCGAGAGCACUGAGGCUGGCUCCAGUGACGCUUCAACCACUGAAGGAAGUACCGUUGAUGACCAGUCCAAUUCCACAACCUCUGAUUCCACCACCAUCGAUUCUUCAUCUUCCACUGACGUUUCUGGAUCUACAGAAGCAUCUGAAUCCACCGCCUCCUCGGAGGCCUCCUCCACAGACGCUACCGAAUCUACGGAAAGCACUGCUAGUGGAGAGACCAGUGACACCACAGAAAGUGGUCCCACCGAGGAGAGCACUUCAGAGGGAUCUACUGACAGCACGACUGAGGGAUCUACUGACAGCACCUCUGAGGUUUCCACCGACAGCACAACAGAGGGAUCGACAGAAAGCUCUCAGUCUACAGAUCUUGACAGCACUACCAGCGAUAUCUGGAGCACCAGCGACAAAGAUGACGAUUCGACCAGCACUCCUUACUCCUUCGAGUCUGAAGUUACAACGGGCAAGCCCCGCAAGUGUAAGCCAAAGAAGAGUACCUGUGCCAAGUCCGAGUAUGGUUGCUGUCCAGAUGGUAAGUCCACUCCAACGGGACCUUUCGAUGAGGGCUGUCCGAUUGCCAAGACCUGUAAGGACACCAAAUACGGUUGUUGUCUGGACGGAGUUUCUCCCGCCAAGGGCAAGGAUCAUAAGGGUUGUCCGAAGUCCCAGUGCGCUGAGAGCCUCUUCGGUUGCUGUCCCGACAACUUCACUCCUGCCGAAGGAGAGGAUGAUGAGGGAUGUCCCGAAACGACCACCGUACCACCCACAACCACCACAGAGGAGUCGCAACCAGAGUCGACAACUGAGCUGGAGGGUUCCGGAGACUCGACUACACCUGAAGCCUCCGAUAAGUCCUGCUCGUAUUCCGAAUUCGGAUGCUGUCCAGAUGCCGAAACUCCCGCCAAGGGCGAAAACUUCAAGGGUUGUGGAACUGAGCCCGAGGCUCCCAAGGGCUGCGCUCAGUCCGAGCACGGAUGCUGUCCAGAUGGUCGGACUGCGGCCAGCGGUCCAAAUGGCCAGGGCUGCGCCGCCUGCACUCGCGAGCGCUUUGGUUGCUGUCCCGACUCCGAGACCCCGGCCCACGGACCCAACAACGAGGGCUGCUGUCUGGAGAGUGCCCACGGCUGCUGCCCCGACAACAUCCUGGCCGCCCGAGGACCCAACAACGAGGGCUGCGACUGCUACUACACGCCCUUCGGCUGCUGUCCGGACAACAAGUCGCCUGCGCACGGCUACAACCAGGAGGGAUGUGCCUGCGAGACGACCCAGCACGGCUGCUGCCCCGACAAGAUCACCGCCGCCAAGGGGCCCAAGUUCGAGGGCUGCCCGUGCGAGACCACCCAGUUCGGGUGCUGCCCCGACGGAAUCACCUUCGCCAGGGGACCCCACCACCACGGAUGCCACUGCACCCAGACGGAGUUCAAGUGCUGCGAGGACGAGAAGACACCCGCCAAGGGACCCGACGGCGAGGGCUGCACCUGCGUGGAGAGCAAGUUCGGCUGCUGCCCCGACGGAGUCAGCAAGGCGACGGACGAGAAGUUCGGCGGCUGCGAGAAUGUCCAGGAGCCCCCGCAGAAGGCCUGCGGACUGCCCAAGGAGACCGGCUCCUGCAGCAACUUCAGCGUCAAGUACUACUUCGACAUCGCCUACGGAGGUUGCGCGCGGUUCUGGUACGGCGGCUGCGACGGCAACGACAACCGAUUCGAGAGCGAGGCCGAGUGCAAGGACACCUGCCAGGACUACACCGGAAAGCAUGUCUGCCUGCUGCCCAAGAGCUCCGGACCCUGCACGGUCUUCACCAAGAAGUGGUACUUCGAUGUGGAGCGCAACCGCUGCGAGGAGUUCCAGUACGGCGGCUGCUACGGCACCAAUAACCGCUUCGACAGCCUGGAGGAGUGCCAGGGAACUUGCGCUGCCAGCGAGAAUCUUCCCACCUGCGAACAGCCCGUGGAGAGCGGACCGUGCAGCGGUAACUUUGAGCGAUGGUACUACGACAAUCAGACCGACGUCUGCCGACCCUUCACCUACGGAGGUUGCAAGGGCAACAAGAACAACUACCCGACGGAACACGCCUGCAACUACAACUGCCGCCAGCCGGGCGUGCUCAAAGACCAAUGUGCGCUUCCUAAGCAAACCGGUGAUUGCAGCGAGAAACUGGCCAAGUGGCACUUCUCCGAGAGCGAGAAGCGCUGCGUGCCCUUCUACUACACGGGUUGUGGUGGCAACAAGAACAACUUCCCCACCCAGGAGUCCUGCGAGGACCACUGCCCCCGGCAAGUUGCCAAAGACAUCUGCGAGAUCCCUGCCGAGGUGGGCGAGUGCGCAAACUACGUGUCCAACUGGUACUACGACACCAAGGACCAGACCUGCCGCCAGUUCUACUAUGGCGGCUGCGGCGGCAACGAGAAUCGCUUCCCCACCGAAGAGUCCUGCUUGGCCCGCUGCGAUCGCAAGCCCGAGCCGACGACCACCACCCGCGCACCCCCGCCAGCUCCCAGUAGGGGAGACAUCUGCGAGGAGCCACAAGCUCCGGGCGAGUGUGGCGACUGGACAAUCAAGUGGUCCUUUGACAGCAAGGUCGGUGGGUGCCAGCAGUUUUACUACGGCGGCUGUGGCGGCAAUGGCAAUCGCUUCGAAACGGAGUCCGAUUGUCUGCAGCGCUGCAAUAGGCGACCACCUCCUCCGGCAGUUUACCCGCCUACUACAGUGGCUGCUCCCACAAGGCAACCUGCCCCAGCUGCCCCACCUGCUGACCAGUGCAGGCAGAGGGCUGAUCCAGGGGAAUGCGAUCAGUGGGAACUCAAGUGGAGCUUCAAUGCUACUGCGAAUAUCUGUCAGCAGUUCUACUACGGCGGCUGUGGCGGAAACGAUAAUCGCUUUGAGUCCGAGGAGGACUGCACUGCUCAGUGCGAUCCAAAAAUAGACUUCCGUUUCGGCGUUCCCGAGCCUGCGGAACCGGAGGAACCCGUGGAGGAACCUCAUCCCGACACGUCCAAGUGCUUCCUGCCCUCCGAGUCUGGCAAUUGCUAUAACAACGAGACCCGCUGGUUCUACAACAGCCAGGAGGGACUCUGCGACGAGUUCGUCUACAGUGGCUGCGGCGGCAACGCCAACAACUACGCCACCGAGGAGGAGUGCCAGAGCGAGUGCAACGACGCCCAGACCACCUGUGCCCUGCCGCCAGUCCGAGGACGAUGCCGGGAGCUAUCCCUCCGCUGGUACUUCGACGAGCGGACCGGCGGAUGCCACGAGUUCGAGUUCACCGGCUGCCGCGGCAACCGCAACAACUUCGUGUCGGAGAGGGAGUGUCUCAGCUUCUGCCGCGGUCAGGCCCCACAGCCCGAGCCCCAACCACCAGCACCGACCAACCCCGUAUGCAGCCAGCCACCAGAGGCUGGUGAGUGCGACAACCGCACCACCGCGUGGUUCUACGACAACGAGAACAUGGCCUGUACCGCCUUCACCUACACCGGAUGUGGCGGCAACGAGAACCGCUUCGAGACGCGCGACCAGUGCGAACGGCAAUGCGGCGAGUUCAAGGAUGUGGACGUUUGCAAUGAGCCGGCGACGUCCGGACCGUGUACUGAUUGGCAGACCCGCUACUACUUCAACAAGCGCAGCCAGGCCUGCGAGCCGUUCACCUACGGCGGCUGCGACGGUACCGGCAACCGCUUCAACGAUCUGUACGAGUGUCAGACGGUUUGCAUAGCCGGUCGCGAGCCGACGGUGAACUCGGCCAGAGACAUCUGCCUGCAGCCGGUGGUGACUGGCCGCUGCAAUGGGCCCUCGGUGCACGAGCGCCGAUGGUACUACGACGACUCGCUAGGAAACUGCAUGUCCUUCAUUUACGCGGGUUGCAACGGCAACCAGAACAACUUCCGAUCCUUCGAGGCAUGCACGAACCAAUGCCGACCCGAAACCAACGACCUGGACAACGGAAUUGGACAAAGUCCGUGCGAUACUUUCGAUGCAGAGUGCCAGGAACUGCGAUGCCCGUAUGGAGUUCGCCGCGUGGCCGCCCAAUCCCAGCCAGAAUGCACGCAGUGCGUCUGCGAGGAUCCCUGCGAGGGCUACAGCUGUCCGGAGGGCCAGAAGUGCGCCGUCGAUGUGUCAAGUACCGAUGAUCGCCAGUUCGCGCCACUCUGCCGCGAAGUGAACAAGCCCGGCGAGUGUCCUGCCCUGUCUGCCAAUGCCAGCGGAUGUGCCCGUGAAUGCUACACUGAUGCGGAUUGUCGCGGAGACACCAAGUGCUGCAACGACGGCUGCGGACAGCUCUGUGUGCAUCCCGCUCGACCCACCCUGCCGCCCAGAACCCAGGCACCGGUGGUCGUCUAUCCCGGAGAUGUCAGGGUGGCUCUGGAGCCCAAGCGACCCACCGAGCUGGACGUUCAUGCCGCUAUCGGAGGAAUCGCCGUGCUGCGCUGCUUCGCCACCGGAAACCCAGCUCCGAACAUCACCUGGUCGCUCAGGAAUUUGGUGAUCAACACGAACAAGGGUCGCUAUGUCCUGACCCCCAACGGUGACCUCACCAUUGUCCAAGUGCGUCAGACCGACGAUGGCACCUAUGUCUGUGUAGCUAGCAAUGGCCUCGGAGAUCCUGUGAGACGAGAGGUCGCUCUGCAGGUCACAGCUGCCGAGAAUCUUCCCGCCUACAUUUAUGGCGACAAGAAUGUCACCCAGAUCGUGCAGCUGAACCGCCCGGCGGUGAUUCGCUGUCCCGCCGGUGGUCAUCCGAAGCCGCACGUCAGUUGGUGGCGCAAUGGGGAAAUGUUUGGCCUCAAGAACAACCUCAUGGCCCGCGACUACUCGCUGGUGUUCAACUCGAUCCAGCUGAAGGAUCUUGGCCUGUACACCUGUGAGGUCUACAACCAGCGGCGUCCUGUCUCGCUGCGCGUCACUCUGAAGGCAGUGGGUCCUGUUCGGGCACUGACCCACGAGGACGCCCAGUACUUGCAGUACGUCCUGGCUCCGGCCACUCGCCCGGUGACCCAACGACCCAGCUAUCCCUUCCGACCCACUCGACCGGCCUACGUGCCCGAGCCCACGGUCAAUGUUAAUGCCGUGCUGGCCCUGGACUCGAAGAACAGCUACACAGCCGGGUCCACCAUCGUCAUGAACUGCGCCGUGCAAGGCUAUCCGGAACCCAAUGUGACCUGGACCAAGGAUGACGUGCCCAUCUACAACAACCAGCGGGUUCAAAUUACAUACCAGCCACAUCGCUUGGUUGUGAACGAUGUGACCCCCGAGGACUCGGGCAAGUACACUUGCAGUGCCAGCAAUGCGUACACCUACGCCAGCAGUGAAGCCAAUGUGUCCAUUCAAUCUGUUGUACCUGUUUCGCCGGAGUGCGUCGACAAUCCGUACUUCGCCAACUGCAAGCUGAUCGUCCAGGGCAAAUACUGCUUCAACCCGUACUACACCAAGUUCUGCUGCCGAUCCUGCACGUUGGCGGGUCAAAUAGCCCAGCCCCAGCAUCCCAAUGCGGUAUAAUUCCACACCGUGCACACAAAUAGAGAGAGAGCAGAGUAUUUUUCUUUUGAUUUUCGCAUUGAAUUGAGUUUAAACGCACCACCCAAGAAUAAUUGGAUCGCCAUUCUCGGACGUCCCCGAAUCGGAGGGGAAAUCCAAAUCCAAACGCAGAGAGACCAAAAAGCCAACCGUUGCCUAGCCAUAGACAAUAGCCAAAAGCCUAAAGAUCAAGUACGAACGAACUUCUAAUGCAUGUAGUAUUUUACUCUCUUCCAGAACAAAAGCAAAUAGUAUUAGUGUUUUUAUGUUUGUGUUCCUAUUUAUUCUUGACUACGAGUAACCUUUAAUUCAAUCGAGGAAAAAAGCGGCUAAAACGAAUUUGCAUUCUACUUUUUAGUUUCUACGACUACAUUUCUGUGCAACGAGUAAAGCAUUUAAGCCUAAAACCAAUAAUUGUAAAUAAAUUAAAACUACAUAAUAAAGAGUGCAUACGUAUAAAA